UUAAAGGCGGUGUGUUGUGCUUCCGGGGGUUCUGUACUGAGUUGCUCCAAGCAGAGCAUUUGUUCUCGAAAUGUCAACGGUCAAGGAGCAGCUUAUUGAAAAUCUAACCGAGGAAGAUAAAACCUCCCAGCAGAAGAUCACCAUUGUUGGGGUUGGUGCUGUAGGCAUGGCUUGUGCAAUUUGUAUCUUAAUGAAGGAUUUGGCUGAUGAACUUGCCCUUGUUGAUGUCGCAGAGGACAAAUUGAAGGGAGAAAUGAUGGAUCUUCAGCAUGGCAGUCUUUUCUUUAGUACUUCAAAGAUUACCUCUGGAAAAGAUUGCCGUGUAUCUGCAAACUCCAAAUUAAUUAUUGUCACAGCAGGUGUACGGCAACAGGAAGGAGAAAGUCGUCUUUCCCUUGUUCAACGUAAUGUGAAUAUCAUGAAAACAGUCAUUCCUGUCCUAGUCCAUCAUAGUCCUGACUGUAAGAUACUUGUUGUCUCCAAUCCAGUGGAUAUUUUGACAUAUGUGGUCUGGAAGCUAAGUGGUUUACCUGCCACUCGUGUAAUUGGAAGUGGUUGUAAUCUAGACUCUGCCCGUUUCCGUUAUCUAAUUGGAGACAAGUUGGGUGUCCAUCCCACUAGUUGCCAUGGUUGGAUCAUUGGAGAACAUGGUGAUUCUAGUGUGCCCUUAUGGAGUGGGGUGAAUGUUGCUGGUGUUACUCUGCAGAGUCUAAACCCUAAAUUAGGAACUGAUUCAGACCAGGAGCAAUGGAAAAAUAUCCAUCGACAAGUUGUUGAGAGUGCCUAUCAAAUUAUCAAGCUGAAGGGGUACACCUCUUGGGCUAUUGGCCUAUCUGUGACAGAUCUGGUAGGAUCAAUUUUGAGAAAUCUUCGAAGAGUGCAUCCAGUUUCCACUAUGGUUAAGGGCUUAUAUGGAAUAAAAGAAGAAAUCUUUCUCAGUGUCCCGUGUGUCUUGGGGCAAAGUGGUAUCUCAGAUGUUGUGAAAGUUAACUUGAAUUCUAACGAGGAGGCCCUUUUUAAGAAGAGUGCAAGCACACUUUGGGAUGUCCAAAAAGACCUGGUAUUUUAAAGCCUUUUAAUGUUGCACUGUCAUAGAACAGAAGAUAACAAACUGUAUAUUUUACAUUUUGAAAGUAUUUUCAUCUGAUUUGAAAAAUACAAAAAAACAUUGGAGAUCU
Molossus molossus (Pallas's mastiff bat) is the source of this 1178-nucleotide messenger RNA. Its product is annotated as L-lactate dehydrogenase C chain. Gene Ontology annotation, cellular component: cytoplasm. The coding region runs from base 71 to 1069 and encodes 332 amino acids. The transcript has 8 exons. Gene Ontology annotation, biological process: carboxylic acid metabolic process. Gene Ontology annotation, molecular function: L-lactate dehydrogenase (NAD+) activity. The record is from RefSeq and is a predicted model, not a curated record. NCBI's taxonomy places the organism in Eukaryota, Metazoa, Chordata, Mammalia, Chiroptera, Molossidae.